GCGCGAGCCACGGAGCUGCACUUGCAGCAGUAGUAGCAGCAGCCUGGCUUGCGCGCGCUAUUGAGAGGGGGUCCGUGAGUGGCAUCCGUCCCCCCCACCCCCCUCCAAGUUCUGGUAGCCUUUUCUGUUCUUUUGGAAGUUCAUUUUAUUAUUAUUUUGAUCAUCGUAUGAUUUGAACGCAGAGGAAAAAAAGGCAGGAUGUCUCGCAGGGCUCGCUGUGAAGAGCAAGAUCAACUGCAUUACCAAGAUUCAGAUGCAUCUGAACGGCGGGAUAACAGAUGCAAAGUCAAGUGGUCACGUGAAGAGGAUGAGCUCUUGAAUUCACUGGUGACACAGUUUGGACAUGACUGGAAGUUCCUAGCAAGCCAGUUUCCUAACCGCACUGAACAGCAGUGUCAAUAUCGCUGGCUUCGGGUGCUAAACCCUGUCCUGGUUAAAGGUCCUUGGACUAAACAAGAAGAUCAGAAGGUCACUGAAUUAGUGAAGAAGUAUGGCACAAAGCAAUGGACGCUCAUAGCCAAGCACCUGAAAGGCCGGCUGGGCAAGCAGUGUAGAGAACGCUGGCAUAACCACCUGAACCCAGAGGUGAAGAAGUCAUCAUGGACAGAGGAAGAAGACCGUAUCAUUUGUGAGGCUCACAAGGUUCUGGGGAACCGCUGGGCUGAAAUUGCAAAGUUGCUGCCUGGGAGGACAGACAAUGCUGUGAAAAACCACUGGAAUUCCACAAUCAAAAGGAAGGUAGAGACAGGAGGCUUUCUUAGCGAAGCAAAAGACUCUAAGCCCCUCUAUUUCCUGGUGGAGGUGGAAGGAAAGGAAAGCCAAACUGCACAAGAAUUCGAAAGCCAGCAACAAACCUUGUUGACAGACUGGCCUGUUCAGGCCGUGGAAAUAAAGCAGGAGGUAGCCACGGAUGAAGAAUACCUGCCAAAGCCGCCUCCUGAGCAACUCCCAGAAAGCCUGGCGGACGACACUAUCGUGGGAGCAUCAGAAAACACAGCGCCUGACAGUGACCUGAAGGAAGGCUCCUCUCACUACACAUGGGUGGUCGAAGCAGGCAGUUAUUUGUGCACCUCUACAGCCCCAGCUAUUACAGAAGCUCUGGACAUGAUUGAAUCUGACCCAGAUGGUUGGUGUGACCUGUUUCAAUUUGACCUCCCUGAAUACCUGUCUACAAGUAACAGCAGCAGCCCAGAUAGGCAAACAUCCCUCAAGCCCUGCUCCACCUCGCAGAACGUGACAGAGUACCGUUUGGAUGGCCACACCAUUUCGGACCUGAGCAAAGGCAGCAAGGGCGAGCUCAUCCCCAUCUCCCCUUGUACGGACAUGAGCUUUGGUACACCGCCUUCUGUGCUUAAGCGGCAGAAGAAGAGGAAAGUCGCACUCUCGCCUGUUCCAGAAGCGUGGACCAGUGGCAACCUCUCUUUCCAGGACUCCUGCAACAGCAUGACUCCUAAGAGUACCCCUGUCAAGACGCUGCCAUUCUCCCCCUCCCAGUUCCUGAAUUUUUGGACCAAGCAAGACACUCUUGACCUUGAGAAUCCAUCUUUAACUUCUACUCCUGUGUGCAGCCAGAAAGCGAUAGUGACUACCCCGCUACACAGAGACAAGACACCGUUGCUUCAGAAAAACUCAGUAUUUGUGACACCUGAUCAGAAGUACAUCACGGACAAUACACCUCAUACACCCACACCUUUCAAGAAUGCUCUGGAGAAGUUCGGACCAAUUAGGCCUUUGCCUCAAACGCCUAACCUGGAAGAGGAUUUGAAAGAAGUACUGCUGAGCGAGGCUGGUAUUGAGCUGAUCAUAGAAGAUGAUGUGAAGCCAGAGAGACAGAAGAGGAAACAGGGUAUGCACAGGAGUCCCAUUAAGAAGGUCAGGAAAUCUCUAGCCCUUGACAUUGUGGAUGAAGACUUGAAGCUGACAGUUUCCACCACGGCCAAGCCUGUUUGCUUCAAAAGUUCUCAGUCCCUAAACCUCUCUUUGUCAAGCAGCAAGAAUGACAACAGCUUGCUCAACAGGGGGUUUGUGCAUGUGACUGCAGAGAAGGCCCCGUCUUCCAAGAGAACCCAAAGCAAAUUCAGACCACCUUUGAUGUCCAGUGCUUGGAAAACAGUGGCUUGUGGUGGUUCUAAAGACCAGCUGAUCAUGCAAGACAAAGCUCGACAGGUCUUGGGCGUGUUGAAACAGAACCACACAUCACGGACAUUAAUCUUAUCUUGAAGAACUCUUGUAAACUCUUGUAGCCAUGGGUGGAGGGAGGGAGAGGAAGAGAACCGAACCUGGGAUGACGCUCUUCUAUUCUCAUACCAGCUCCUUCUUUGUGACUCCUGAGCUCUGCCAUAGAUGUUUUGAUUUAUUGCUCUAAAUUCUGAGUUCUAAGCAUGAUAGAGAAAACAGUGUUCAGAAGAGUUUUGUUUUUUUUUAGUUUGGCAACAGCCCUGCAUUAAUUGAACUGAGACAUUCUCACUUCCCUUGAGAAGCCUUCUCUACCUCCCUUUUCAUUUUGAUAAACAAUCCGUUGGCUUGCAAAGAGGGACAUAAGAGAAGUGAAUCAAUUCAUGGUGAAGAGAAAGCCCUGGACUUCUGGAUUUGGUUUUGCCUUCUUUGAGAUCCUUCAAGUGUAAUUAUGUUUAAAGUCCCUGCCCAUUCCACCUGGCUCUUUUGGAACUUUUGUCUGAUGGUAACGGGCAAAGGGAUUGAGUUGGAAGGAAGAAGAACUGCUAGCAGUUGGAAAUUUCUGCAAUAUACUCUUUAGAUUGGACAAACUCUGUGAACUGGGAUGUGGUCUGUUGCACUAUGUAAAGGUAGGCAUCAAAACCUCUUCUCCAGAGUGUUGCAGUCUUAAGAAUAUCAAAAUCACUGCCGCCAAAGAUACUCCGGCACACCAUUGCCUCUUACCCUGAUCUGCUAUUGCUUGCUAGGUUGCAUAUGAUGUUGUGGUUUGCUUCUGAGUACUUUAUAUUUCCAAGUCCACCAGAUGGUGCUGAUGCCCAUCUUUUCACUCCAGCUCUGAUAUAAGGAAAGGUGCAGGCUGCUUGAAGCGAGCUGGUCUGCUCAGUGCUGGGAGAGUUAAUCGGCUUCAUCGCUUCACAACUGCUAUGGUAAAAGGAGCUUUUGCAGAGAUCUGUGUAAAUCACAUGCAAGUGAAAGUGUGGCCCACACCCCUUGAAAGAAAGCCUGUCCUAGAUAAGAUACAUCUCUGUCUCGCAGUACUUGUCUUCAGUCAUGUUAUAGAUAGGUUCUUCAAAGCACUCUUACACUUUGCUUCAGAUUAGUUUGAUGUAAUCCCUGGGAAAGCAAUUCAAACAGAUCUCCCCCAUUGUGUCAACCUUCUCCUUUUAAUGGCUUCCACUAACCAGGCCUGAGCUGAAACAAUAGAGGCCAGAGAGUAAUGUGGUUCUGUGCUGUAUACUCCACAGCGCUUCAGUUCUAGAUGCCUAAAAUGAAUUGCAAAUUGGUGAUGGAUACCACAGAUUUCCAUGCUUCCCAACCACCCACUAUAUGCUAACAGCCAUAUAGGUGAAUGACAUAUAAGUUAGCAAAUGCCUGCAUCAAACAGGUACACUGGGCAGGAAGUGGUGAUUGGCUGUGGUCCCUAUUGACUAACCAGUGCUUGCCUUUGCAUAAUAUGUGAAAUAAUCCUUGCAACCAGUGAAGUGCAUUGAUUUAGAGGACAAUCUGGAUGCAGGAAGCCUAGUUGUAUAAGAAGAGCUCUGCUGGAUCAAACCAAAGGCCGGUCUGGUCCAAUACCCGGUAUCCCAUAGUGGCCAAUCAGAUGCCUCUGGGGAGUCCAUGAGUAAGAUAGUCGUCAUUUCUGAGCAACUGGGACACAGGCAUGGUUCCUCUGAUCAUAGCCAUCAUGAUAAGUAGCCAUCGAUGCCUCCCAUGAAUUGAUCUAAAACCCCUUUAAAGUUGUCUAAAUUGGUGGCCAUCUUCGCAUCUUGUGGAGGUGAAUCCCAUAGUUUAGCUAUGGGAUUUGUAGCCCAGUCAGAAGUACUUGGAGAUUUAAGUGUGCAUCUGCAUCCUGCAACUUAUGAUGGGUGCUUUAAUGCACAUGUUUGGAGCAAGAAAAUGGAUUUGACCAACCGAUGCCUCUGCAACAUGUGCUUAUAUGAAGAGCGGCAUACUUCUCUUACAGGUGAAACUCGGAAAAUUAGAAUAUCGUCGAAAAGUGCAUUUAUUUCAGUAAUGCAACUUUUUAUUUUUUAUUUUUCUUUUAAUUUUUACAAAUGCUUUCUUUUGGAAAUUCCACAGUAAUAAAACAAGUAGUUACAAUAAUACAAAAAUAAACAUCGCUAUUACAUUUCAUUAAUUACAUUCCAUUUAUAAUUGACCCAC
This is a messenger RNA of Zootoca vivipara (common lizard), 4338 nucleotides long. RefSeq names its product MYB proto-oncogene like 2 (gene MYBL2). Gene Ontology annotation, molecular function: RNA polymerase II cis-regulatory region sequence-specific DNA binding; DNA-binding transcription factor activity, RNA polymerase II-specific. Lineage: Eukaryota; Metazoa; Chordata; Lepidosauria; Squamata; Lacertidae. Gene Ontology annotation, cellular component: nucleus. Gene Ontology annotation, biological process: regulation of DNA-templated transcription. The record is from RefSeq and is a predicted model, not a curated record.